AUGUCCGACCCAAACGCGGAGGGCAACGCACCCAGCCCCAUCGGACCGCUUCAGCGGCGACUGGAUGACGUGCGCACAUUCCAGCUUCCGCGGCUACGGACAUGCGCGUCGGCCGCGAUGGCGCGCGACCUCGCGGCUGAGGCGCGCUCCGACCUUGAAGCGGUACGCACUGCGCUGGAAGAGGCACGCGAGGACGCCGAGAACUUGCCUGUGCGCGAACGUGAUGCGGCUGUUGCAGGCCUCGCGGGGAUCGAGGGCGAAUAUGCUGCCACACAUGCCGAGUAUCGCGCGGCCAUCGUGGCGGCCAAGAAGGCGAGUGCGGCCGCUGUGCGCAAACACGAACUCCUCGAACCUCUCGACGAAGCACCGCGCGCCGAGGCCAGUACUGCUGUUGGCGGCGACGACGCGCUGCAAACCAAGACGAACGAGGUGACAGAUGCGCUGCGACGUACGACACAGCUCCUGCAAACCGAGCUAGAGCGUAGCGUGCUCAGCACACAGAUGCUCAAGGAAUCGACCACCACGAUGCGCAGCACGCAGGGCCUAUAUGACAACUACACUGCGCUGCUUACUACGUCGGGACAGCUCGUGCGCGCAAUCGAGCGCGCUGACUGGUGGGACCGGGCGCUGAUCAUGGCCGCUUUCGCGUGCUUUCUCCUCGCUGUGUUGUGGGUUGUCAAACAGCGCGUGCUGGACCGCGUGGGUGGGGCGGCUGUGUGGUGGGUCGGAGGAAGCUUUAGGUUGCUCCGCAUGAUGGGCGGGGGAGGCAAGGCCAAGGACAUUGCGGCAGUGGGAGGAGCUGCCUUGGCAGCAGGCGCAGCGUCGAGUGCGACAGCGGCAGCAGCAGCAGCAGCGGCGGCGAAAGCCGAGACCAAGGCAAAGGGCAAGAUCGACGUUAUCCCGAUCGAGGACGUGCCAGUCGCUGGUGCCGACUCUGCCGUCAAGAGGCGGAACGGCAAGGACGGCAAUGUGCCACCAGCAGAUGUUGCUGGCCACCAACCAAUCGACCAGGCCGUACGCAAACCCGCACUAGAGCCCGUAGACAUCGAAGUACUCGAGGAGCCACCACGCAUGCGCCGCAAGGAGGAGCUGUAG
Messenger RNA from Cutaneotrichosporon cavernicola, 1095 nucleotides. RefSeq lists its product as uncharacterized. The coding region runs from base 1 to 1095 and encodes 364 amino acids. The record is from RefSeq and is a predicted model, not a curated record. Lineage: Eukaryota; Fungi; Basidiomycota; Tremellomycetes; Trichosporonales; Trichosporonaceae. The transcript has 4 exons. Gene Ontology annotation, cellular component: endoplasmic reticulum; SNARE complex. Gene Ontology annotation, molecular function: SNAP receptor activity. Gene Ontology annotation, biological process: retrograde vesicle-mediated transport, Golgi to endoplasmic reticulum.